Messenger RNA from Prorocentrum cordatum, 939 nucleotides. Lineage: Eukaryota; Dinophyceae; Prorocentrales; Prorocentraceae. The record is from the annotation of a GenBank genome assembly.
GCCUUCUGCGAGCACGCCGGGGAGGAGCAGCUCCGGGAGCUGGCCGAGAAGUGCUGCGGCGGUGCCCCCUACCUGCUGUCGUCCAAGCCGGGUGCUGAGGCGUUACUCCGGCUACUCGGAGCAGCGAACGCGAAGCAGAGGAAGGCCUUCUGCCGCGACAUCAAGGGCAAGUUCGUGGCCCUCGCCACAAACGCCGUGGACUUCCCAUGGGUCAGACUGGCAACCACUGUGGACGAUACAGUCCUCCUGACCAAGACCAUGUUCGCGGAGUGGGCCGCAGACUUGGACACCAUUGCCGAGGACAAGUACGGGCACAAGGUGCUCGCGUGGUUCUUCCGGCCCGAUGACCCGCACAUCUUCUCGCCCUACGAGCGAAGCUGCAUCGCCCUGCCCAGCCCGACGUCCCUCAAGGCGGCGGACGCCAGGAGGACGGAGCUCGUCCGGGCCCUGCGGCCGCCCCUGCGCACGGCGCUGCUGGCGCGCCCGCUGGAGCUGGCGGCGAACGUGCACGCCAAGUCCCUGCUGCUCGCCUAUGCCCCGGGCUGGGAUGCCGAGCUCGUGGAGGCGCUGGUGGCUGCGGGGGAGAAGGAGGCCCCGAAGGACGACGACCUUGGCCUCCUCGGCAGUGGCACAUCCACAACGACGCUGAUCGCACUGCUCAAGCUGGAGCCGGCGUCCUCCGACGGAGCGCUCGCGGAGCCGCUGUGGCGCCGCUGCUUCCUGCCCAGGCUGGUGCACGCGUCCACCAGCCGCUGCGCGUUCGUGCUGCUGGCGCUGCUGAAGCGCGAGGGCGGCGUGCGGGAGGCGGUGCUGUCCUCCAUCAACAAGCAGAAGGCUGCCAUUGAAGCAGCUGCCCAGGCUGCGGAGGCCAAAGGCAAGACGGUCAACGGGGCGAGGAAGCUCUUGGCAGCCGCUGCUGAGGCCAAGAAGGCACAGUAA